AUGUCACAGAGGAAUAGCGACGAACCUGUUCGCCUCCUCUCACAAGGAGAGAACGAUGACUCCAAGCGUUCGAGCCAGGAAGACGUCGAAGCCAGUGCAGGACGUUCAGAGACAUCGCGGGACCAGAACUUGGAUCACGAAUACUCAAUUCCCAGCACAAUCAAGUUUACAUGGCUGGGGACGUACUUCUUCUUUUCUUUGCUUCUGACUCUCUAUAACAAGCUAGUGUUGGGCAUGUUCCAUUUCCCAUGGCUACUUACAUGUCUCCACGCCUCCUUUGCCAGCAUGGGAACCUAUGCCAUGUUGCAGCUGGGCUAUUUCAAACUAUCGCGCCUGGGACGCCGCGAAAACUUAGCUCUCGUCGCUUUUAGCGCAUUAUUUACCGCCAACAUUGCCGUGUCCAACUUGUCUCUCGCUAUGGUAUCCGUUCCGUUUUACCAAACAAUGCGCAUGCUGUGCCCCAUCUUCACCAUCCUCAUUUAUCGCACCUGGUAUGGUCGUACUUAUAGCUACAUGACGUACCUUUCUCUCGUACCGUUAAUCAUUGGCGCCGCCAUGACAACGGCCGGCGAGAUGACAUUCACCGAUGCCGGCUUCCUCCUGACCAUAUUGGGAGUGAUUUUGGCUGCUGUCAAGACCGUUGUGACGAACCGAUUCAUGACUGGCUCCUUGGCAUUGCCUCCGGUAGAAUUUCUCAUGCGUAUGUCACCCUUGGCUGCAUUGCAAGCCCUGGCGUGUGCUACUGCGACAGGAGAAGUUGGUGGCUUCCGAGAACUUGUAACCUCUGGAGAUAUUUCUCUACCGACCUCGAUCGCAUCGCUAACAGGAAAUGGUUUCCUUGCAUUCCUCCUCAACAUUUCCUCAUUCAAUACCAACAAGCUUGCCGGUGCUCUGACAAUGACGGUGUGCGGCAACCUGAAGCAGUGUCUUACCGUCUUGAUUGGAAUCUUUCUCUUUAAUGUCAGCGUCGAUCUGCUGAAUGGGGCAGGCAUGGCUGUCACAAUGGUUGGCGCUGGCAUCUACAGCAAGGCCGAACUGGACAAUAAGAAGAGGAAGCAACAACCGCAAUAUAUACCUGUCGGCCAAAAUCCCAGGUAG
This is a messenger RNA of Metarhizium robertsii ARSEF 23, 1098 nucleotides long. RefSeq names its product Drp1p. Gene Ontology annotation, cellular component: Golgi apparatus. Gene Ontology annotation, molecular function: antiporter activity. NCBI's taxonomy places the organism in Eukaryota, Fungi, Ascomycota, Sordariomycetes, Hypocreales, Clavicipitaceae. Bases 1 to 1098 code for a protein of 365 amino acids. The record is from RefSeq and is a predicted model, not a curated record. The transcript is spliced from 3 exons.